UUAUUAUAAAUAUUAUUAGUCAGUUUCAGCCUAGAUACAAUACAUUUGUCUUUCAGUUUUUAUCACUAAUGUAAUCGCAAAGGGAACGGAUUUGAGGAAAGCAAAUCUGCGAAAGCCAGAACGCCCGGUAGAAUAACAGUGAAAAAUCACCAAGGCCACGUACAGAUAAACUAAUAUUUGCCAAAGAGUUCAGUAUGCAUGAUACAAAAGAGAAAUUUCAAUGAACACUGUGAAUAGUUAAAAUGUCUUCCGAUACUGAAUCUUGUCAAUAUGGUGAAAGUAGAGCUCAACUUUGUUACGAUUUCGCUUCUUGGGAUUAUGUCGUAUUCGGAAUGUUGUUUGUUGUUUCGGCGUCCAUUGGAGUGUUUUUUGCAUAUCGAUCAAGGAACAAAACAGAAGACGAAGAUGAUUAUUUGCUCGGAGGCAGAAGCUUGUCUGCAAUUCCCGUAUCAUUAUCACUGACUUCAAGUUUCAUGUCAGCGAUUACAGUUCUUGGAACACCAGCAGAAUUCUACAUUUAUGGAACAAUGUUUUGGUGGUACGCUAUAUCCUACACAAUGGUUGGUAUCAUUGUGUCACAGAUUUAUAUUCCAAUAUUUUACCGUCUCGGAAUAACCAGCACUUAUGAGUACUUGGAAAAACGGUUCAGCAGGCCUGUACGAAUUUUAGCAACAACAGUAUUCAUUGUUAACACGGUGCUAUACGUUGGUAUAUGUAUAUAUGCCCCUGCAUUAGCACUCAAUGAAGUUACUGGAUUGGGAGUAUGGUGGUCGGUAGCGUUGACUGCAGUAGUGUGUACGUUUUAUACGACACUAGGAGGAUUGAAAGCAGUAGUAUGGACAGAUGUUUUUCAAUGCAUGGUUAUGUGGAUCGGAUUCAUCGCAAUUUUAAUCAGAGGGAGUAUUGUUAUGGGAGGAUUCGGGAAUAUUUGGAACAUAGCAUCAGAAGGAGGAAGAAUAGAAUACAAUAAAUUCUCAUUUGACCCCACAAUACGUCAUACUUUCUGGACAAUUACGAUCGGAGGAACAUUUCUAUGGACUGGUACAUAUGGCACAACGCAGUCAAUGGUACAACGUUACAUUAGUUGCAAAAGUGAAAAACACGCACAAGUAGCUGUGCUGCUGAACGUCAUUGGACUUUACAUAAUCCUGAUACUGACCGGUCUAUCUGGCCUCACAAUGUACGCUUACUAUGCCAGUUGUGACCCAUAUUCUAAAGAAUGGGUGGGUGCGACAGAUCAGCUCAUGCCCUAUUUUGUUCUAGAGCUAUUGCACGAUUAUCCUGGGUUGCCAGGUAUCUAUGUCUGCAGUGCUUUCAGUGGGACUUUGAGUACUGUCUCUACAGGCAUCAAUGCAAUGUCUACGGUGACAACUGAAGAUUACAUAAAACCUUUGAAAAGUCUUAGUCCAAGAACAACUAUUAUUCUGUCCAAAAUAUUUGUUGUGAUAUAUGGUGCGAUUUGCAUGGCAAUGGCAGUUCUGGCAUCGCAACUAGGAGGAGUACUACAAGCUGCUUUGAGUAUCAAUGGAAUAGUGGGCGGACCGAUGGUGGGAUUGUUCACACUUGGCAUGAUACUGCCAUGGAGUAACUCGAUCGGAGCCUUCGUUGGUGUCAUCUGCGGUUUGGGAUUUUCUUCUUGGGUGUAUGUUGGAAGUACAAUAUAUCCACCUUCAGCAGAGAAAAGAGGAGUUUUACCACUUUGUACAAAUAUGUGUAAUACUACGGCAGAUAUGUCAUGUGGAUUCAAUGAAACCAUGGAAAAGACAACUCUACCACCGUUCACAACAACAGUUGGUCCAACAGUAGAACCUCCACCUAUCGCAGCAUUCUAUUCACUGUCAUACGCUUACUAUCCAGUACUUGGAUUCUGUGUCACGAUCGUCAUCGGAUUACUCACAUCAUUUCUAACUGGAUACCAACACCCAUCCAAGCUGCCACCCGGAACGGUUUAUAGAUUUUUCGAUCAUCCUGUAUUUAUGUGGUUACCUAAAAAAGUUAGAAGAUGGCUUUGGUGCGGAGUUCGUCAUGGCGAAAACAAUGAUGACAAGGAUUAUAUCGGUGAUAUGUCGUAUGGGUUCGAAACUAUCCGUGAUACAAAGCAAGAUGAAGGAAAUUCAUAUCGGUAUAAAGGAGAUAAUGUUGACUUUAUUCCCGGGGGAGAGAAGAAUGGAAACGAAUAUGAAAAUAAAACAAACGGUUAUUCUGGACCCGAAUAUGGCUACAGCAACAAAGCGUUCCAACUACCUAACGAAGGGCCGAAUAUCACAAGCACAGCUUUAUAGAUCCAAUUUAGUGGGCAAAAUUUAAAAAGUUAGGUCAUUAAUUAGAGAAAGCAAAAGUAACGUUUUAACCUAUUCUGCUUAUUCUAACUAAGCCAGCAAGUAUGAAUACCCACGUGAAACUUUUCUGCUCGCGCUGUAGUUGCCAACCCAUUUAUUAUUACAUUCACCAAGCAAAGAUAUUUUUUCAGUACUAAAAUAGCUGGAGUAACGUUUACCUUCAUAAGUCCUAAAGGCAAUGCGUAUCUCCGAAGAAUAAUAAAGAUAUUACUUUUUCAUCCGUUUACUUAAAAAUAGAGAUUUUCACAUUAUGUUUCUGUGAACAUUGAACAAUGAAUUCCUGUGUUAAUUACAAUUGGAAUCAAAGCGUAUAUACAAUAAAAUAAUAAAUGCAUUGAUCAGAAGUGAUAUAUC
Styela clava is the source of this 2693-nucleotide messenger RNA. RefSeq names its product sodium-coupled monocarboxylate transporter 1-like. The record is from RefSeq and is a predicted model, not a curated record. Gene Ontology annotation, biological process: transmembrane transport; sodium ion transport. Gene Ontology annotation, molecular function: symporter activity. Gene Ontology annotation, cellular component: membrane. NCBI's taxonomy places the organism in Eukaryota, Metazoa, Chordata, Ascidiacea, Stolidobranchia, Styelidae.